GUCCCGUUAAAGAGCGACAUCUGCGUCAUGUGACGGCGGACGGACUGGGAGAUGAAGAUGGCGCAGCACCGGCGCUAAGGUCUCCCAUUUACACCGUUAAAAAUAACGGAAAUUCGUAUCGAUUGCGCGGAAACGAACCCCGCGCGCGCACGCGACUCGAGAACCGCUCAAGGUUAGUUUGUCCUCGCGCUGUUCCGCCGGAUUCCUGCGUUAAAUCACGACUGCCCGAGUCAAUGAAAUAAAUAAAUGAUCGUCUCCAUCAGAUGUUGCUGCCGCCGCAUCCAUAACGGGAAAUUCGGACGCACGGAUGGGAAACCUGAGCUGACGUGUGAAAGAUGUCGAUUGUUUGGCGAAACACACGGCUGUGACAUAAACACGUCUGAUCGUCGGCUUCAACUUUAAUGUGUCAUCGUACAUGACAUUUAACUCAAACUCUGCUGAUAUCUUGGUUAUUUUACCGGGAUCAUGUGGACACCAACCGAGGACGAGAAAAUCGGAGUGGUGGUCUGUAGCUUCCGUGGAUCUGUGUCACAUGGUCUGACACUAGAGCUCGGAGAAACGGUUCAGAUCCUGGAAAAGUGCGAGGGAUGGUAUCGAGGAUUUUCCACCAAGAAACCUUCAAUCAAGGGGAUCUUCCCGACUGGUUACGUCCACUUAAAGAAGGCCGUCGUCAGUAACAGGGGGCAGUAUGAGACGGUGGUCCCUCUGGAAGACCCCAUCAUUACAGAGGUCACCUCAACUCUGCAGGAGUGGUCAGUCCUCUGGAAGCAGCUCUAUGUGAAGCAUAAAGUGAACCUUUUUUACAAGCUUCGUCACGUGAUGAACGAGUUGAUUGAUCUGAGGCGACAACUGCUUUCAGGCCACCUGACCCAAGAUCAAGUCCGCGAGGUCAAACGACACAUCACUGUACGACUGGACUGGGGCAAUGAACAUUUAGGCUUAGAUCUGGUGCCCAGGAAGGAGUUCGAGAUGGUCGAUGCGGAUCAGAUCAGCGUUUCUGAUCUUUACAAAAUGCACCUCUCCAGCAGACACAGCGUCCAGCAAAGCACAUCACAGGAUGGCGGAAGACAAAGACAUGGGGAAACAUGUCGAAUGCCUGUGCCGCAUCAUCUCUUUGUCAACCUGAAGAGCUUCACGUACAACACUAUCGGCGAGGACACGGACAUCUUCUUCUCUCUGUAUGACCUCAGAGAGGGCAAGCAAAUCAGUGAGAAGUUUAUGGUCAAACUCAACAAAAAUGGUGGCCCGAAAAACCCGGAGAAGGUCGACCGCCUUUGCGCACUCUUUACGGACUUGAGCAACAAGGACAUGAAGAGAGAUCUGUACAUUGUGUCUCAGGUCAUCAGGACGGGACGGAUGUUGUUAAAUGACUCAAAGAAGGGCCCUCCUCACGUCCAGUAUCGGCGGCCGUAUGGAUGCGCAGUUCUGGCCAUGAGCGACGUCUUACAAACCAUCUCUGAACUCAAAGAGGAGAAAGACUUUGUGCUCAAAGUUUACACGUGUAAUAAUGAAAACGAGUGGUACCAGAUUCAUGAGAACAUUAUCCGCAAGUCCAGCACCAAAUACACCGCUCCCAGCACCAACUACGGUCUGAUCAUCUCACUGCAGCUGUUGAGAGGCGACAUGGAGCAAGUGCGCAGGGAAAACCCCAUGAUAUUCAACCGUGGCGUCGCCAUCACACGAAAACUGGGCUUCCCUGAUGUGAUCAUGCCAGGUGACAUUCGCAAUGACCUCUACCUCACGCUGGAGAGAGGAGACUUUGAGAGAGGAGGAAAAAGUGUUCAGAAGAACAUCGAGGUCACCAUGUAUGUGCUGUACGCUGACGGCGAGAUCCUCAAAGAGUGUAUUAGUCUGGGCUCAGGAGAACACAACAUCAGUGAGUACCGCUCUUUCGUACUCUACCACAACAACAGUCCUCGCUGGAGUGAAGUCGUCAAACUUCCCAUCCCUAUCGACCGAUUCCGGGGUUCCCAUCUGCGCUUUGAGUUCAGACACUGUUCAACAAAAGAUAAAGGAGAAAAGAAGCUUUUUGGGUUUGCAUUUACACCUCUGAUGAGGGAAGACGGCACAACACUGUCUGAUGAGAGUCAUGAGCUUUACGUCUACAAGUGUGAUGAAAACACCACCUUCAGUAACCACGCGCUGUACCUGGGCCUGCCCUGCUGUAAAGAUGACUUCAACGGCUGCCCGAACAUCCCGUCCAGCCUCAUAUUCCAGCGCAGCACGAAGGAAACCCUCUGGAUAUCAACACAACUCUCUUCCACCAAACUAACACAGAAUGUGGAUCUGCUAGCUCUACUGAAGUGGAAAGCACAUCCAGACCACGUGAUGGACAUUUUGGGGCGGUUGCGUCACGUCUGUGGAGAAGAAAUCGUCAAAUUUCUUCAAGACAUCCUCGACACGUUGUUCUCCAUUCUGGAUGACAAUACGGACAAAUAUGGCCCUCUGGUGUUUCAGUCGCUGGUGUUUAUCAUCAAUCUGCUCCGGGACAGUAAGUUUUAUCAUUUCCGGCCUGUGAUGGACACCUACAUCCAGAAGCAUUUUGCUGGAGCCCUUGCUUACAAAGAGCUGAUUCGCUGUCUGAAGUGGUAUAUGGAUCGCUCAGCAGAAGUUGUGCGACAGGAUCACAUCCAGGAAGCCAUGAGGGCUUUAGAGUACCUCUUUAAAUUCAUCGUCCAGUCGCGGAUCCUCUACUCUCGGGCCACCUGCGGGAUGGAGGAAGACCAGUUUCGAGCCAGCAUACAGGAGCUUUUCCAGUCCAUCCGUUUUGUUCUCAGCCUGGACAGCCGCAGCUCUGAGACCCUCAUUUUCACCCAGGGUCCCCAGGCAACUACAGGACAAGCCUCUACCAACCAGGGCAACUGCUUGCAGCCGUUGAGCUGUAAUGCCCCACGGCCCUCUCCUCUGUCUGCUGCCCUGCUCAACUCAUUCCCAGCCAUUUUUGACGAGCUCCUACAGAUGUUCACAGUGCAGGAAGUAGCAGAGUUUGUGAGGGGAACUCUGGGCAGCAUGCCUAGUACAGUUCACAUUGGACAGUCCAUGGAUGUGGUCAAGCUGCAGUCCAUUGCUCGAACUGUGGAUAGCAGACUUUUCUCUUUUCCAGAAUCAAGGAGAAUUCUCCUUCCUGUUGUUCUCCACCACAUUCAUCUGCAUCUGCGGCAACAGAAGGAGCUUCUCAUCUGUUCAGGAAUCCUGAGCAGCAUUUUCUCCAUUAUUAAGAGCAGCUCACUGGAGAGCUCUGUGCAGGAGGAGGUGGAGAUGAUGGUGGAGAGUUUGUUGGAUGUGUUGUUGCAGACACUGUUGGCCAUCAUGAGUAAAUCUCAGUCUCAGGAGGCGGUAAGAGGACAGCGCUGUCCACAGUGCACGGCUGAGAUCACUGGAGAGUAUGUGUCCUGCCUGCUGUCUCUCCUGCGCCAAAUGUCGGACAUUCACUUUCAACACCUGCUGGACAACUUCCAGAGCAAAGAGGAGCUGAAGGAGUUUCUGCUGAAGAUUUUCUGUGUGUUCAGAAACCUGAUGAAGCUCAGUAUUUUCCCACGUGACUGGAACGUCAUGCGACUGCUGACCAGCAAUAUCAUCGUGAGCACAACUCAGUAUCUGUCGCCUGCUCUCCAUAAAAGCUUUACAGAUGCUGACUUCGAUUUUAAGGUGUGGAACUCGUACUUCAGUCUGGCUGUGCUAUUUAUCAACCAGCCUAGUCUACAGCUGGAGACUCUGACACCGGCCAAGCGGAAGAAGGUCUUUGACAAGUAUGGUGACAUGAGGGUCAUGAUGGCUUACGAGCUGUUCAGCAUGUGGCAGAAUUUGGGUGAGAAUAAGAUCCACUUCAUACCAGGAAUGAUCGGCCCCUUUUUGGGUGUGACGCUUGUACCGCAAAACGAAGUCCGAAAUAUAAUGAUCCCCAUCUUCCACGAUAUGAUGGACUGGGAACAGAGAAAGAACGGCAACUUCAAACAGGUGGAGGCGGAACUGAUAGACAAACUGGACAGUCUGGUGUCUGAGGGCAAAGGAGACGAGAAUUACAGAGAGCUCUUCAGUUUGCUAACUCAGCUGUUUGGGCCGUACCCCAGUCUGCUGGAGAAGAUCGAGCAGGAGACCUGGAGGGAGACAGGCAUCUCCUUUGUCACGUCUGUCACGCGCCUCAUGGAGCGACUGCUGGAUUACAGAGAUUGCAUGAAAGGUGAUGAGACGGAAAACAAGAAGAUCGGUUGCACGGUCAACCUGCUGAAUUUCUACAAGUCGGAGAUCAAUAAGGAGGAGAUGUACAUCCGAUACAUUCAUAAGCUGUGUGACAUGCACCUGCAGGCGGAAAACUACACAGAGGCGGCGUUCACCCUGCUGCUGUACUGGGAGCUGCUCCACUGGGAGGAAAGACCCCUCCGAGAGUUCCUGCAUUAUCCAGCGCAGAGCGAAUGGCAUCGCAAAGAGGGUCUCUGUCGUAAGGUCAUCCACUACUUCAACAAAGGAAAGUGUUGGGAGUAUGGCAUCCCGCUGUGCCGAGAACUAGCCUUUCAGUACGAGUCCCUGUACGAUUAUCAGAGUCUCAGCUGGAUACGGAAAAUGGAGGCGGCAUAUUAUGACAACAUCAUGGAGCAGCAGCGACUGGAGCCCGAGUUCUUCAGGGUGGGGUUUUAUGGGCGGAAGUUCCCUUUUUUCCUCAGGAAUAAGGAGUUUGUUUGUCGGGGUCAUGACUAUGAAAGGCUUGAAGCCUUUCAGCAAAGAAUGCUGGGGGAAUUUCCUCAAGCCAUCGCCAUGCAGCACCCGAAUCAACCAGAUGAGGGCAUUUUACAGGGUGAUGCACAGUACCUCCAGAUCUACGCCGUGUCUGCAGUUCCUGAAAACAUGGACGUUCUUCAGAUGGACCGCGUGCCCGACCGCAUCAAGAGCUUUUACAGAGUCAACAACGUCCGACGAUUCAGAUAUGACCGACCAUUCCACAAGGGUCCUAAAGACCGGGAGAAUGAGUUCAAGAGUCUAUGGAUCGAGCGAACCACACUAAUCCUCACCCACCCUCUGCCCGGCAUAUCCCGCUGGUUUGAAGUGGACAAGCGAGAGCUGGUGGAGGUCAGUCCACUGGAAAACGCCAUUUAUGUGGUGGAGAACAAGAACCAAGAGCUGCGCACCCUGAUCAGUCAAUACCAGCACAAACAGCUGCACGGAAACAUCAACCUGCUCAGCAUGUGCCUGAACGGCGUAAUCGACGCCGCCGUCAACGGAGGAAUCGCCAGAUACCAGGAGGCAUUCUUUGAUAAAGAGUACAUUAGCAGUCACCCUGAGGAUACGGAGAAGAUCACCCAACUCAAGGACCUGAUGCAAGAACAGGUUCACGUCCUCGGUGUGGGUUUGGCCGUCCAUGAGAAACUGGUGCACCCAGAGAUGCGCCCCCUGCACAAGAAGCUGAUUGAUCAGUUCCAGAUGAUGAGGAGCAGUCUUUGUCAUUGUUUCUAUGUGGCCCUGCAGGGCCUGCCGGGUCUGGAUAAGCUGAGUCCGGCCUGCUCUGGAGCGAGUACUCCACGCGGAAUCCUUGCCACACACAGUCCUAUGAGUCCUGAGAGUAUCAAACUCAUGCACCGACACAGCCCUCUGAAUGUGUUGGGCUCUGUCCGACAUUCCUCCUCUUCUCUCUCCUCUCACACCUCCAGUGAGACAGGAAACCUCCUCAUCAUGACGGACAGUAUGAUGGAGCACCCAGAGGACCUUUAUCGCAUGCAGCCCAGUCCAUCGUCAUCCAGCUUGAGUUCGACGCAUUCAGCUCCGUCUCAGAUGAUCAACUCAGGGCACGGCAGCAUCAGAGUUGGAUCCCCAUCACUACCUGACAGAUACAGACACAAUCGGGAGAUGUUGAUGCUUCUGCCACCGCACAGGGAUCGGCCCAGUAGUGCCAUGUACCCCAAUAUAACUGAGAAUGGACAGGUGCCUACUAAUCAUCAGAGGGCUCUGUAUCAUCAAGUCAUUGGUCCCUGCAAACCUUGCAGUGACCCCAAUCUUUCGGUGGCUGAUAAAGUGUUGUCGGCUCCCAGCAGCUGGAGUUUGGACAGUGGCACCAGAGACACUCUGCCGUUCCUCUCUGCUCAUGUCGGGAGUGUGAUGGCCCCACCUGUUCCCCCUCGCACCCUUCCUCCCGGACACUUCUCGAUGCACUUUGAUGCUUUCCACCACCAGAUCAACGAACUCCCUCCAGCUCUCCCCGCGCGCUCCUUAAGAAAGUCGCCCCUGCACCCUAUACCUGCCUCACCCACCAGUCCACAGUCGGGGCUGGAUGGCAGUAACUCCACCUUAUCCGGCAGCGCCAGCAGUGGUGUCUCCUCCUUGAGUGAGAGCAACUUCGCCCAGUCCUCCUCUGAGCCUCCAGCUCGAGCCGACACCUUGGACUCGAUGCCGAGCAGCCAGGCCUGGACCACAGACACGGAAGAGGCAGAAAGUCCCUAUCUCCCCGUACGCUACAGCGUCUCCGAGCCUGAAGUUCUGGACCCUCUCAAGCCCGCUCCAUGCCGUAGUCACUCAGCCCCGUUGGGUGUAACCCCAGGGAUACCCUCUGAUGGCCACCACCACCAUCACCUCCAUCUCCACCAUCACCACCCACACGCAGUGCACAUCACCCACCCUCACUACCACCACCACGAGCCUGCACCCGCACUGCCUCCCAAACCUUACCUGAGGGAAGGGUGCAUCCCUGAAGAGGACCUGAGGCCAGUUCCGAGGCCUAUGCCACGCAAGAUCUCCCAGCCUUUGCUUACUACCAAGGAGGAACAGGCCAAGGUGGCCUGGGAACAUGGCAUUAGUGAAGAAUAGACGAAGAAUAACCUGGACUGUAAGCUUUGGCAUGAUUUGUGGCAGGAUUUUGGGAAAGUCCCCAAAAAUUAUUCAUUUGAACCUUCUCUGCUCCCAGUAUACCCAGUGUAGGUCUUUUCAACCUUUUAAGAAGUGCUUGCCAUGUUACAGAGCUUCUACAUGCUAGUGAGAUGUUUUGUUUUGUUUUGCGCUUAGUGGUUGUUGGUUGGGAGUUGCACAGGAUCCUUGAAUUCAAACUGCUUGUAGAGCCCAAAUUACUUCCUCUCAUUGGUAUCUUGUUUGGGUUAUGCAGAUAUGAUACGUUGUAAUGGUGCAAAGAGACUUUCAGAUGAACAAGGAAGCACAAAUUGAGAUUUCGAUGGUGUUCAGGUGUAUCAUGUACUCAGAGAUAACACAUGCCAAUUUUCUAACUUCUAGACAUUUCAUUGUGGCCGUUGCAAUAGUGCUAACUGACAUCCUACACUUUCAAAAUGAGCUUAUUUGUACGGUUAGCACUUAACCUUCGAGCACCAAAAACCUUAGUUUUGCCUUUUUUCUUUCAAAGGAAAUCAUUAUAUACUUUAGAAAGAGCUAAUCUGAGGUUUGUUAAAUAGUGGACACAUUUGAAAUUUCGUUUGACUUACAAUUCACUAGCCCACGUAAUGAUGAACUUUGAAGAUGUUUGAAGAUCUGCUCUUGGACGAAGCAUGCUCAUUUCUCCUGACAGCUUGCUUACAUCCCAAUCCAACGCAAAAGCCUCAGAUGAGGUUUUAUUAACGCUGCGGUUGAUAUAACAUGCUAACACUUCAUCACAGACCUAAAAACACUUAACAGAACGUCUGCUACCUCCUGCGCGGUUGCGGGAAGCUUCUCUUCAGAGAGAAUCUGCACUGAUUUGACAGUAAGAGGCUUUUACAAUCUUCGUAAAGCCUCAUUACACCCACAAUAUUGUCGUGCUGCGAAAGCAAAUCAACCACUCUCAACGCUACUACCCCGUUACGCUAAUAACACAACAGCCAAAGCGCUGUUAAAUCAAAGCCAUUUCACAGAUGUCUCCUCACAGUAAAGCGGCUUUUGGUCUCAGCAGGUUCCUUUGGGAAUUGAUUUCCGUUCCUCUGCGUUGACAGUUUUCAUAAAGAAGUAUAUAUUUUUAGAUAGAGCUGUUAUAAAAUUCCAAGACUUUAAUAUAAUUGUAUAGUAAAGAAAAAUUGCAAAAAGAGUUCGAAUAAAUACAGCUUAGAUUAUAUCAUACAAUAUAUUGCUAUGAAAGAUUAUAUCACACAUUUUUAAAGGUGAAAAGGUUUCAUGGCUGUGUUUUAUGUCGUGAGUUGAGUGGCUUACAGCUACUGAUGGAUGCAAAUUCGGUACCUGAUGGUGUUUGCAUAUUUACGUCUAAUGACUUGAAAGUUAACGUUAUUUAAAAGCUAAUUUUUAUGUGCAAUGUGCAUGUUCUCUUCAAUAGUGGUGAAUAUUACCCUGCAUCACUUGAAGGGAGGGUCUGGUAGAGAUAUUGUUUUUAUUGUAUAUCUACACAUCUUCAUCGUGUCACAAUAAACGUAAUUAAAUCGCAUUUCAGAUAUUGUGUCAGACAGACCAGAAUCUGCUGAUCAAUUAUCGACACUUUCAAUGGAAAUCAAAAUUGCACGAAAGUCAACUUUCAACGGAAAGUUAAAAUGAAGUCUAGUAACGCCCCGCCCACGGUGAAACAUCAUUGGUUCAGAAUUUUGAGCUACAUGAUUGUGUUGAACAUCAUAUAAAUUGUCGUAAAAUUUAUUUAUAUCACUUUUUGUAACAAAUUUCACAAAUAAAAUAUCGCAAAUUAUCACAAGAAACGUAAGUAUAUCGCAUUUAGAGAAACAAAUAUCUGCUGUCUAAUAGUAAUGACAUUUUCAAUGGAAAGCAAUAAUAAAUAUCUAGUAAAGCCCUGCCCCCACUGAAACCUCAUAGGAUUCAAAUAAAUUUCGCAAUUAAAAUAAUCGCAAAUUAUCUCAAGAAACGUAAUUAUAGCACAUUUCAAAUAUUGUGUCACACAGACAAGAAUCUGCUUACAGAUUGUUGACAUUUUCAAUGGAAAUCAAAAAUUGAUGUCUAGUAAAGCCCCACCCACAGUGAAAUCAUAAUACAUUUUUAAUCAUAAUUUUGUUGAACAUCGAAUGAAUUGUCAUAAAGUUAAUUAUACCACAUAUUGUAACAAAUUUCGCAAUUAAAAUAUCACAAAUUAUCACUUGAAGCGCAUUCAGAAAAACAAAUAUGCACUGUCCAAUAGUAAUGACAUUUUCAACAGAAAGCAAAAAUGAACGUCUAGUAAAGUCCUUAUUGGUUCAAAAUUUGUAUCUAUAUAAUUUUCAUCUAUAUAAACAUCAAAUAAAUUGUCAUAAGAAACUUAAUUAUACCACAUUUUGUAGCAAAUUUCUCAAUUAAAUUAUCGCAAAUGAUCACAAGAAACGUAAUUAUAUCGAAUUUUAAAUAUUGUGUCAGACAAGAAUCUGCUGACCGAUUGUUGACGUUUUUAACGGAAAUCAAAAAUGCAUGUCUAGUAAAGCUCCGACCACAGUGAAUUCUCCUUGGAUUCUGAUCUACAUAAUUUGGUUGAGCUGGUUGGUUUCUGUCUGAAAGUAAAGACAACAGAAAGUAUUUAAAAAAAAGAGUCUAGUUAAGCCCCGCCCACAGUGAAACGGCAUUGGUUCAGAAUUUUGAUCUGCACAAAUAACCCCAAUAUUACCACAUUUUGUAUCAAAGUUUGCAAAUAAAAUAUCGCAAAUUAUCACAAGAAACGUAAUUACAUCGCAUUUAGAAAAACAAAUAUUUGCUGUCUUAUAGUAAUGACGAUUUAUAGUAAUUUUCCACGAAAAGUAAAAAUAAAUGUUUAGUAAAGCUCCGCCCACAGUGAACCCUCAUUGGUUCAGAAUUUUCAUCUACAUAAUUUUGUUGAACAUUAAAUAGUUUCGUAUUGGCUGGGAGUCACACAGAAUUUCCAUGUUUAUUGACAGGCAGAAUAAACGUCACUGGAAUUUUCGUUAAAUUUUUUGAAGUCCACUGUAAACUUUUCUGCCCAAUUACUUUGGCAAUAUAUACUCUAACUAAUGUUAUUUUUUAUACUAUAAUGUGGUUUAAUUUGGUUUUUUAUCAAAUAUGUACUUAAGGCUGCUCAUGGUAUGAACUGUACUUUAACUCCAAAUACUUGAACGUAUAUGAAGGCAAAAAGCAAGUUUUUAGGCACACUUACACAUGUUAAUGUGUGCUUUUUUUGUAAUAUGAAGGCUGUAUUCUUCAUAUGUACAUUGAGAAACGCAUGUUAUCUCAAUAGCUGAUCAUCAUUGAAGGCUUUUCAUGGCCGGAGAAAGCAAAUACACGGUCCUAGCGUAAAUCCAUUACAUUAAAACAUUAUAUGUUUUCUCUUCAUCAGAAUUUACUGUUGGCUUGUACGUGCUUCCUCUUAAAGUAAAACUGUUGGUAUGCAUUUGUAGAUUAUUAUUUAUAAUAUGCAUAUAUAUAUAUAUAUAUAUAUAUAUAUAUAUAUAUAUAUAUAUAUAUAUAUAUAUAUAUAUAUAAUUUUUUUUUUGCUUUACUAAAAUAUGAAGACAUAAAGUGAUGAAGUAGAUGUGUUGUGUCUCUCGGGACAUAGAAAUGCGCUGACUGAAGAGUUAUUAAUCAUUAUUUAUAUGUAAAAUAAGUCAUAUUAAACACCAAGUGAUCAGGGAAGGAACUGGAAUCUAUGCAAAGAUCGAGUGUUAUAUUAGAGAGGGUGUUGAAGUCUAUCUGUGACGGCCCAUUUUUGUGAAUAUCCGCACUGAUCAACUAAUGAAAAGCAUUAAUAUUUAUUGUUUUCAGCGUUUCUUAUUAUGGCUUUCUAGACAUUUUGCAUGUAAAUAUGGACUGACGGAUACUGUGCGUCUCGUAUUCAUUCACUAGCUCUAAUUUUGCUUGCAUAGCUAAGCAAAAAACUACAUAAACCUAUUAUAAUCACGAGUCAUUAAUGCUUUAAAUAAAGGUUUUGGCUCAUUUGGCACAAGCAACCAUGUACAAAUCUUUGAGUGUACAUAUUUUACAUGUUUGAUAUCUCCGCGAAGGUAAGCUGACAGUUUUGGGAUUCAGUUUGAGGGUGACGUUUUAUUUUUUACAUGACAAAAGUUGCCCGGAUCAGCGUUUAAAAUUCAAUACCAGACUUUAGUUCACGUAGACAGCAUUUGUGUGGAUUGCUAAUUAAAUAUUGGGCUUAUUUUCCUGCAUUUUGCUGAAAUGAUUGAUGAUUUGAAUGAGGUUAAAUUUAGGUGGGCAAAUGGAAAAAACAAACCUUCUAUGGUCUGUACAUAUGAAAAAAACUGAGUUAAAAUGGCUACUAAACACUCCUGGCCUGCAUUACAGUUCGUACCACACCAUGUCUGGCUUUAUUUUGUGUAUAUAAUCCUUCAAAAGCUUUGUAUUUAUAUGGUCAAGAGGGACAAAUCAUGUAUAGACUGAGAUUAAUUGUCUGCCUUGUACUUUCUGAUGUAAAUGUGUUUUUAAAACUAAACUAAACUGCGACAAGUGAAAAAAAAAAAGAACAAAAAAAUCUUUCAAUGGCCUAAUCACGCGUUAUUUUGUGUAUUUUGCAUUGGAAUCUGAAGAGCGUUUUGUUUUACCAUGCAGAAAUACAAACACCUUUGUACGAGUAUUCUCAAAAGUAUUUUUUUCUGUAUAUAUUGUGCUAGCAUGACUCAAUGUGGUGUGGAUUUUAGAUGUAAAUACACUCGGUUUUUUUUUUCCUACUCACUUAACCGCUGUGACGUGUAAUUCAUUAAUAAUGCCUAAUAUUAAAGAUAAUGUUUUAUCAACUGA
Messenger RNA from Danio rerio (zebrafish), 11589 nucleotides. The record is from RefSeq and is a predicted model, not a curated record. NCBI's taxonomy places the organism in Eukaryota, Metazoa, Chordata, Actinopteri, Cypriniformes, Danionidae.